AUGUUUCGACCGCUCUGCCUCGUAGGUCGAAAAAUAUCUAUAGAAAAACAUACUGUCAGGACCAAAGUAGUUAAACCCGCUUCUAUCUUGAAACCGGCAGAAAGAAUUAAGCUUUACAAUAGAGAAAACAAGGAUCUUUUCGGUCCAUUGCUAGAGACGAAUAAGCAAAGAAAAGUCAAUUUGGCACUGCGAAAGGAAGCUAAAAAUAGAUCGAAUCAAAACAACGAGACAAAUACGUUGAAGAAAAGUACGCAAAAGUUUAUUGAUUUAAGACACUCUCAGAGCUCAAGUUCGUCUUUAAGCUUUAACAGUGUUAUUAAAAGUGUUAAAGUGAUGAACUACAAUAUGUGGCAGAAUACAAGGACUUGUUUCAAUUUAGUGGGAGUUCUAUUGAAUGGGACACAAGUAAGAUGUUUAAAAACUGUAGCGGUGAAUAACGCAACUAGGAGCUCCCCAGCCCAGCCUGGUUAUGCCAGUGAGGAUAAGAUUCUCCAGAUAAAACAGCAUCAGAAUGAUUACACUGAACAAUAUCCCUCUGUGACUUUGAUAUUAAACAAGACACUGACAGAGGAAUCUAGGAAGUUGUUAGAAAAAUGGAAGCAAGAAAGAAUAGCAGAAAUGGGUUUAGAAGAAUUUAAUAGAUUUCACCAAGCACAAUUAGCAGUUGGUACAAAGUUUCACAAUACUAUCAAAACAUACUUCACACAGGCAAGAACACAGUUACGUAUAGAGAAAGAUGUCGAAGGAGUCUGGGUGUCAGUAGCCGAAGUUCUGAAGAGCAUAUCUGCACCUAAAGCGAUUGAAUCUAAUGUAAUACAUCCUGUAUUAAAAUAUAGGGGGAUAUUUGAUGCUAUUGCGGAUUAUGAAGACAAACCAACGCUAAUCGAAUGGAAAAAAUCGGAUAAACCUCGCAAAUCGAUAUCAAUGACUUACGACAACCCUGUCCAAUUGGCCGCAUAUUUCGGAGCGGUUUGCAACGACCUCAACUACAAACACUUGAAUGUUCGAGACGCGUUACUUGUGAUAGCAUAUACCGAUGGCUCUAAAGCAGAUAUUCAGAGAAGAAACUCGAAGGUGGUAAGAGACUGUUUGAGGAGCAAAUCGGGAAUCUCUAGUGGUAUCAGAGACAAUUCAUCAAAUAUUGGAUCUUAUCUACAAGAUAAAGGCUUCAGACAGAGUCUCGGUUCAUUUGAAGAAAUAUAUAGCAUUAUAUACAAAUAUAAAAAUAUAUCUCUU
Messenger RNA from Brenthis ino (lesser marbled fritillary), 1236 nucleotides. The record is from the annotation of a GenBank genome assembly. NCBI's taxonomy places the organism in Eukaryota, Metazoa, Arthropoda, Insecta, Lepidoptera, Nymphalidae.